This is a messenger RNA of Acytostelium subglobosum LB1, 1230 nucleotides long. RefSeq lists its product as hypothetical. Gene Ontology annotation, molecular function: protein binding. The coding region runs from base 1 to 1230 and encodes 409 amino acids. NCBI's taxonomy places the organism in Eukaryota, Evosea, Eumycetozoa, Acytosteliales, Acytosteliaceae. The record is from RefSeq and is a predicted model, not a curated record. The transcript is spliced from 4 exons.
AUGUAUACUCUAAAGAGGAUUGAUCGCCUUUCAGAGCUCAAACUAUCAAAGGACAAGAUACUAAGGGAUCUGUAUCAACUGUGGAGACCAACAUCAUCCAAUGACGACAAUGGUGUCGGAAUCAAUCAUAUAAUGGCCCAUGGAACGAUAAAGUCAAGACUUGAUAAUGGUGCCGUUCAGAUAAUGAUCACAAAGAUAUUGAUUGUAGAUAGAGAGGAGCUCCCUACUAUUGUACCUCGAGGACCCAAUGGUGAUGACCGAUCCAGCUCACUCAAUUAUAUUGAACAGUUUAUGAUCACUGGAUUGAUACCAUCGUCGGAAUUCAAUCACAACAUUGGCAAGGAACUGGUAUACUUUGAUGUCGGUUGUUCGGUAAAGACCCUUAUACAAGAUAUCCAACUGGACACUGAACUGAUCACUCUAAGUCUAGACAUUACAAGGAUAUCAAGUAGUAGUUACUUUUCUAAACAUUUCCAAUUGGGAUUAUACCAACCAAAGGCUAAUGAACAAUGUCAGACCAGUGAUAUUAUUACAAUGUUACAUGCAGACAAUCAAUUCACCAAUCCAUUGUCCUAUCAAAAGAUGUUGACAUCAUUGGGACUUGAUGAUAGGGGAUCAUUCCUUCCAAUACCAACAACUACACCAAACGAACGAUCGUUGGAUUACAAGUCACUAAGAUCACACCAGAACUAUGAAUGGGCUCAUGAUGCUGUCACAAAGGGUAUAGAGUAUGCCAAGAAAGGAGAGUUUGAAAAGGCCAUUGCAAUAUAUAAUGAGGCUUUGGAAGUGGACUAUAGUCAUAAGGAUGCCUACGUUGCGUUGGGUGCAGCAUAUGCCAAUACUGCCAAUUAUGACAAGGCAUUGUUAAACUUUAGGCGAGCUCUGGAUAUAUGUCCAGGUGAUCCAAACGCUGAUAAAUAUUAUAAUGCUACUCUACAAAAGAAACGAUCAAUUGAACAAGAGACAAGAGAAAAGGAAGAGAGAAGAUAUCAGUUGGAGAGAGAACGUGAGAGAGAAAAGAGAAAGGCUGCUGAUAGAGAUAAGGAGUUGAACUCUUAUAUUAGGACAGACAAGUUAAAGAGUAUGCUACAACAAGUGGAUGAUGAUCAUCAUGAACAAGAUAUAGAUAGGAAAAAGAAGAAGAGAAAGGAUGGACAUAGUGGUAGUAGCAGUAACAGUAGUAGUAGACAUCAUCAUCAUGAUUCGACAAGACGAUCGUCAAAGUAUUAA